UCACUCAACACUGUUGAGAAUACAAUUCAAGUUUUUUGUUCUUCUUUUUUUAAUGUAAAACCUCGCGAUCUGGCAUCCCAGUGAAAGCGGAAAUAGUCAUGUAGUGUAUAAACGCGCGCGAGAAAAGCGUCAGUGUUUUGGUGGAAGUAAGUCUGGAGAAAGCGGGAGACUUUUCACUACAUUAUCCUUCUUUUAAUCUGUUCGAGUCUCCUGAUCCUUCAUCAGAAGCUCACUUUGGAACUGUCGACAGCAGAUUCAUAUAAAGAUGGCAGCAGUAACAAGUAGAGGAAUACCUUUAAGCUCGGUCAGUCCACAGUACCUGCAUGCAAACUCCACUAGCCACACCUGGCCAUUCAGUGCUAUAGCAGAACUGAUCGACAAUGCUUAUGACCCGGAUGUCAGUGCAAAACAACUCUGGAUUGAUAAAUCAGUGAUCAAAGACCAGGACUGCCUCAUCUUCAUGGAUAAUGGAAAUGGCAUGGAUUGUGACGAGAUGCACAAAAUGCUAAGUUUUGGCUUCAGUGAUAAGCAGACAAUAAGAGGCCAUGUUCCGGUGGGUCUUUAUGGUAACGGUUUUAAGUCGGGCUCCAUGCGCUUGGGGAAGGAUGCCAUUGUGUUCUCAAAGAGAGACGACACCAUGUGUGUGGGUCUCCUGUCACAGACUUACCUCGAGGAUACAGAAGCACAAAAUGUCAUAGUGCCUAUUGUCAUGUUCACCAACACCGGACAGACUGUCAGUGCUUCACCGGAGCAUGCAGAGAGUCUCCAUGAUAUCCUGACACAUUCUCUGUUUAACACCAAGGAAGAACUGCUGUCUGAGUUCAGUGUCAUUGAUUCAAGUGGAACCCGCAUCAUCAUCUGGAACCUACGCAGAACACCUUCAGGAGAAUUAGAAUUUGAUUUCAUGAAGAACCGUCACGACAUCCGGAUCCCUGUUGAUGUGUACGGGAGAACCGGGGAGACAAACAAGCGGCAGGCAGCAGGUGGCGUGUCAGUGCCUGAGAGUAAAUAUUCACUGCGGGCAUACUGCAGUAUCCUGUACCUGAAGCCAAGAAUGCAAAUUAUCAUUAAAGGGAAGAAGGUGAAAACUCAGUUGGUCACUAAAACAUUAGCAAAUGUCUCGAAGGACACAUACAAACCUGAUUCUGUUAAAAAGGCAAUACCAAUCAGAUUUGGCUACAACACCAAGAGCAGAGAGCACUACGGAUUGAUGAUGUACCACAACAACCGUCUCAUCAAAGCCUAUGAGCGUGUCGCCUGUCAGCGCAAGGCCGACGGAAGAGCAGUGGGAGUUAUCGGGGUGAUUGAGUGUAACCACCUCACACCAACUCACAACAAGCAGGACUUUGAUGAUACUGAAGAUUACAGGAAAAUCUUAAAGAAUGUAGGUAAGAAGCUCGAGGAAUAUUGGAAGCAACAGGUAUAUGCACCUGAGCUUAAACCUAACUGCACUGAGGAUACUGUGAGUUGUACAGAUGAAGAAGAGCCUGAGGAUUCUGAUGAUGAACAACCCAGAAACCAGAAAACCUACAAACAACAUGAGCGAAACCAGAAGUUGCAGCAGGAGAACAGGAAGCAGUUUUCCAUUGUUCAAUAUGUUUCCGCUUGGCAGAGGCUGUCUAGACACAAGUCAUCCUACAAAAAGAAACCCAGCUCUGUCCUUAUUUCCUCUUCUCACACAGGGGCCGACACCAGACCUUCUGUUAACACUUUACUUGACACUCAGCUCCCUUCUGUUCCUGGAAGGCAGAAGAGAGCCCUGGACUCAAAUCAAGAGAAUCCAGAUAACAAGAAAGCCAGAAGUAUAAAUUCUGGUCACAUUCCAGAUAAUUUGCCAACAUCCACAGUCUCAGCUGAGACUUUUUGUUCACCUGCCAUGUUCCCCCCUGAUAGUGGUGCUAAUGAAGCAGAAAGGAAGGAUGUUGAAAAAGUGAAGAAGCAGCAGAGCAAUGAAAUCACACAGCCCACCUUUGAAGUUGAGUACCUGCAGGCCAUGCAGACAGUAAUGCAGCUCCAACCUAUGGUGGAGAAUCUAAAAAAUGAGAAGUGCAGUUUAUUGACCCGCUGUGAGAGCCUGGAGAAAGAUUUAGAGAGGGUAAAGAGAGAAACUGAAAAGGCGAAGGUACGUGUGGAAGAUCGAGGGGUCCAGACAGAUUUUCAUAUUUCCUCCCAUGAAGAAAGUGCUUCAACUUCAUCGAGAGCCUCCAACUCAGGAAGAAGAACAGACUUUGGUACACAGCAGCAUGAGACACAGGACAGACCAAAAAUGGGACAAGAAACCAGUAACCCACAGUUACUGUUUGCAGCCCCAGAUCAAGAGAACGUCUCCUGGUCACCUUAGUCCCUGCGCUGGACCUACAGCAGGUGAAUUAUGACUGCAAAGCCAUCGAUGAAAUUCUCACUCAGUUUGUAGAUGAGAAAGAGUCAACGUCUGCAUAGCAGAAGAGCAAAACCUUUUAAAGCACAUUUAUCAUUUGGUUGGUUAAUGCAAAAUUACUUACUAAAUUACUUAACAAUUUCUUAAUAUGCCUGACUCUUACAUAUACUUUUUUGAAUUAUUCUUGACUAGUCAUGAAGAUUUCAGCAGCUACUACCACUUCAGAAAUGUUUCUUAUUAAUCAUUAACAACAUUUAUCUUUGUUUAGUUUUUAUUUCUUGUAUUUAAACGUAAACAUUGGUAUUUUAUAAAAAUGUGCAAACUAUAUUUUUAGAUAUACAGCUCAUGUGUAGGCUUUAAGGCUUCCUUUUUUUCUAUUUCUUUUGAAUCAGCAAUUGUUUCAAAUUCUAUGCUUAAAAUGCUUAGAGCAAAUUCUAUGCUGUGUGUAUAUAUAGUGUCUGUAUAUAACAUUGCAUGCAAAGUAGGGACAAGAAACAACAUGUAAAUGAGACUUUAGUGGUUUCUCAAUAGCACUAACAAGUUCAGAUCUCGUACACAGCACACAUGUAAUUAUGUCUCAAACAGAAACACAAAUUAAAGGUGAUAAGACUCUUUUAAUCAAAAAUGCAAAAAGUUACAUUUGAAAGCUCUCAUUAAUAAUACAAACAUAAUGAAAACUACAAAAGCAACUUUACCAUAGUAAUAAAAUAUAUUUCUCAAAAUUUUGAGGAUAUUGAGACAAAACUGUGAGAAAAAAAAAUUAAAAUAAUAAUAUAAUAGAAUGGACUUACUCAAUUUUACUAAAAAUUUACCAUUUUUAAUAUCUGGCCUUUGGUUGUAUUUUUACAACCAAAGUAAUUUUUAGGCUCCAUAAAUCACACUGACAAUGCUGAAUUAAUCCAUUUGUAGUUUGCACCACUCUGUAUUUGACCUUUUUAGUUAGCACUCAAAUAGCAUAUUCAUUAAGGCAAACAGAGGUGGCAUUCUGCUCAGGUUAGACAUAAUCCUCCACUGACUCCUGUUAAAAAAAUCAGUGUGCACAUUUUUUUAGCUGUUAGAAAGUUUACACACGUUUUUACACAAGCAAAUUUUUCUAUAUCAGAGUCUCAGUAUAAUGUGUUAACAGUAUGAUGUUCUAUGUGCUCUUUGUCUGUCGGUUUCUUUUCUGUUUUCUGGUUUGUUUGUUUUUUGUAACUCAGGGCAACUUUGGUACUUUGAGGGUUUGCUGUCAAUGUGUUUUCCACAAAUUAAAUCAUUGAAGUAUGGCAAAAUAAAUGACUGCCUUAGAAAUAAUAAUAAUAAUAAUAAUAAUACCAUCUUACAAAUCAAAUGCUCUUACUCACUCUUACAGUAAAGUAAAAACUUUCAAUUAGGAUUAAAGCACAGUAAUGGCUCUAAUGGAUUUAUUGCCCCCUAGUGGUUGCCCUGAUACAAGAAUAUCAGCAAAGAAUGUGUGCUUAUUAUGUGAUUGUCUCUAAUAUAUAUUUUAUGUAAUGGAUAUUUAGAAGUGCAAGGGGAUGAAUUGGCAAUAAUAUUUGACUCAACAUAUAUUAUAAUAGCAUAAACGUUUAUGCAAGAUGAAAUAAUAUUGUCUAGUGAUAUUAAAUAGUGUAGAGGUCAUUUUAUUAUUCUUAUACUUAUUAU
This is a messenger RNA of Ictalurus furcatus (blue catfish), 4021 nucleotides long. Its product is annotated as MORC family CW-type zinc finger protein 3-like. The coding region runs from base 266 to 2341 and encodes 691 amino acids. The transcript is spliced from 18 exons. Gene Ontology annotation, cellular component: nucleus; PML body. Gene Ontology annotation, molecular function: ATP hydrolysis activity. NCBI's taxonomy places the organism in Eukaryota, Metazoa, Chordata, Actinopteri, Siluriformes, Ictaluridae. The record is from RefSeq and is a predicted model, not a curated record.